CUUCUACUACGUCGAAUGCAGCUGCUUCCCACCUCUAACCCCUUGUUUGAAAGAGUUUUCUUCUGUUACGAUGACUUGGCAGCAGUAAUUUUUCGGUGUGGCGCGACGUCCCAUCGAUCGCAGAAGAACGCAUGUCACGACCCAUGGAUUCAUCAAGACUAAUUGUAAACUCAUCAAACAGGUGUACUACUGAUAGUUUUGUAUGAUUUUGAAUUCAUCCAACAGUACUACCAAAGCUAGUUAUUUUGUAAUCAGCUUAUAACCGUCUGAUGUCGUGCUUCUACGGUGAUCAAGAGCGAUCACAUCAGAAGCACACAUAUAGUGUAUAAGCUUGGACGGCAUUGUAAACUGAGAACGCAACGAUGCGCGUUUUCGGUUCAUACUGUUUUUUAUUCGCAGCAUGUUGAUGAGGAUGAGCUACUCAGGUGUACAUUGAAUAGAGUUA
Molecule: messenger RNA, 445 nt
Organism: Amoebophrya sp. A25
Lineage: Eukaryota; Dinophyceae; Syndiniales; Amoebophryaceae
Source: the annotation of a GenBank genome assembly